This is a messenger RNA of Coregonus clupeaformis (lake whitefish), 2214 nucleotides long. RefSeq names its product lymphocyte expansion molecule. The record is from RefSeq and is a predicted model, not a curated record. Lineage: Eukaryota; Metazoa; Chordata; Actinopteri; Salmoniformes; Salmonidae. The transcript has 10 exons. Bases 901 to 2088 code for a protein of 395 amino acids.
AGUUUGCCAGCUCCAGGUAGGCUAAACAAGUGGCACAAAUUGAUUUGCAACGACUCCAGUGAUAUCGUCAACAGAUGUAUCACUCUUCACCUCUCCACAUUCAAUGUCAGUUUCAUUGUGUACUUUUCCCCAUAUCAGAAGCACGCAAGGGAGUUCCAUAAUUUCCAUUUAAAAUGUCCACUUGCGCAGCACUCGAGACCCAAGAACUGAGCAUGCGUAAAACCCUUCGCUUGAUGUAUUUUUCCAUAAGUAAAGUCGACAAUAGAAUGCAGUUUAAACCACCUCAGAUCAACUUUAUCUAAUGCGCUCUAGAGCGCCUAAAGUCGUUUUCCCUGUGCGUUGUCUUCUUAUUUCUUGAUGCGCGUCAGUACUAGUGCGUUAAUAUGUUUUAUUGAAAAAGCGUUUUAAAUAGUUGUCUCCAUAAUGACAAUCUAAAUAGCCUAGCUACAACUGGUAAAAGUUGUCAUGACGUGCGCGCCUGCUGCUCUGUCUCCACUCACUCACGUGACUCAGCUGCCUGCUGCAGCGCUCAGUCUCAACAUACUUUUUUACCCCCGAUAGUAAGCGGCAGCAGGUCACAGUGAAAUAUAUAUAUUUUAAGAAAAAUGCCAUGGCGGCCCAGUGCAAUUUAGAAAUAGCCCAAAAACCCGCAACCCGCGAUCAAUACAGUUUAACCGCGACAUCGUUUUCAAAGUAGCCCAAUUUGGCGGCAAAUUGCGGACAUGGCAACCCUGCCUGCCAGAGUUCCGCGGUAUAAAAACAGAAUAAAGAUAGAAUUCGCGUUGCUGGGAACUACCAUCAACAAUACAUUAUGGGAUGUAUACGUCACUGUUGCCAUAGCCACGUCUCUGUCAAAAACACAGGUCUCAUUUCUUGUGUCAGGGGAGGCUAAAAUAAACGAUGGCUGAAAAAAAGUUCAAAGGAGCCCCGUUUGGAACACAGACGUCGAGGUUUGAUGUGUCAGCGGUCCAUCCAGCCAAUAAGAUAGUAGGUACCUACACAGAGAUCCCCUACUGCAAAAAGAUGACCAAUGACCUGGAGAGGCGGCUGGGCCCGGGGUCGUAUGAUGCUGCAGGCCGUGGGGACUUCAGUGAACGGUCGGUGGCAGAGCGGGCCAAAGGGCCAGGGUGGCAGAGGGCCCAGGAGACCGCCAGGCUGGCAGCCAUACCUCACCUCCUCUACAGGGAGGCCUGGGAAAACAAACGCUUCCUGAAAACUAAAGUGGGUCCAGGAACCUACAGAACAGCAGACUUUAUAGAGGAGCUGCAGAAGAAACCAGGCAGUAUAAGAGGAGUGUGUGACAGCAGGGAAAGAGCGGUUCAGAAAAGCACAGAGGGCAGGAGGACACAAUAUGUUAUCCUCAGCAUGCACCUCAGCUCCUCGCUGCAACGCUUCCCAGAAGGCAACAGUACGGACUGUGGGCUGAGUCCCUGUACCUAUACUCUAAAGAGCAGCACAGAGGCGUUGUUGGCCAGCGGCAGCAGCAGGAGAGGCGCAUAUGACCUCUUCACUGGACCACGAGACAAACCCAUCACCGCUGGAUACUUCGCUACCCCGAAGUGUGUAAACCUGACUCCAGGGGAGUACCCUAGUGUGUGUGUGGGCUUUGGAGAGGAGAUGUGUCGUCGUGAAAAGCGGAAACACGGUGUGUUUGGAAUGUUGGAUCAGUACCCAGUUGUUCCAACAGAGAGAAUCUACCACAGCACCCCGUCCCAAUGCCCUCGACCUGCUACGUUCCCAGGGCCAGGGUGGUAUGAGGCCGUCCCUCCACAGUCCCGUCCAGAGAGUCACACCCAUCCCCCCUUCCUAUCCUCUGCCCCCCGUGCCAGCCGCAGGACAGAGAGAGUGCAGAAUGGAAAUUAUAGCAUGGUUGGUCCUGGUCGUUAUGACAUUGCAGAAAAGGGGUGGAGUAAGACUAACAAUGGCCACACCUCCUCCUUCAGUUCCCGGACACAGAGAUAUCUUCACAAACCAGACAGAGACAAACACACACAGGAGAGGUUGCGUGCGAUAAAUGUUCCGGUGGACAGACGGAGUUUCCUGGUGCCGGUGCCGCCGGGAAGGAACACUUUGAUGAAAUCAGCUUAGACACACACACACACACAAACACACACACACAUUGAAGCAGCAUGCAACAAAGACUCCGGAUACAUGUUACAAACCAUCAGAUUUCAAGUUUAGUUUUUCAACUAUAUUAAAAUCAAUAUUGAUCAA